Messenger RNA from Aspergillus alliaceus, 1583 nucleotides. RefSeq names its product MutT/nudix family protein. Gene Ontology annotation, biological process: ribose phosphate metabolic process; nucleoside phosphate metabolic process. The record is from RefSeq and is a predicted model, not a curated record. Bases 606 to 1229 code for a protein of 207 amino acids. Gene Ontology annotation, cellular component: cytosol; nucleus. Lineage: Eukaryota; Fungi; Ascomycota; Eurotiomycetes; Eurotiales; Aspergillaceae. The transcript has 5 exons. Gene Ontology annotation, molecular function: ADP-ribose diphosphatase activity.
UCUUAUUCCCCGAUUUAUCCCUUUACGCUACAGAUCGACGCCAGGAGCCGACAAGAUACUAGACGGGUGCGUACUUGGUCUAUUCACUAGCGUGUGCUACAGCCUGCAUUUUGCUAACGAACCUUUUUCUAAACCCCUGUCUUCCUGUAGCAAUAUGCGCUAGUAUAGAAUCAACAGCGCGUACUAGAUGGACUGUCAGGUAUAGAACAUAACACGUCACCCUUACGGUGCGCGCUUACGCUUCCUAAAGAGUAAUGGGAUCACCUCUCAGUAGAUACCCGAAAGCAAAAUUUAUCAUAUCCCGAACCAUAUCCAUAAGCCCCAUUCUACUCAAAGUAUGGGGUUUAUAGAUAGUAACUCACAGCCUGGCUCUACAUACGCUAAGUACUAGAUAAGAUUAGGGCUAGCCCUUUGCCGGAUAAGAGGCGCCAAAAGAGGGGUCCCUCUAGCUUAACAUCGUCCCUGAGCUAUAUACGUACUCCGCUACUAACUACUCACCCGAAGUGACUUCAUAGGUAACCCCGGGUACUUGUACUUGGCUUCGAUAGAUUUAGAUUAAACGUAUUUGCCCGUUAUUUCGUCAUAGAGCUUGUCGUCAAGCUAUAAUGUCAGAUCCAAAAUCUUUGAAGUCGGAAAUCCUUACUAGGGGGCCGUUGGACCCUAACGAAGCUAGAUGGACAAGACUAGUCAAAACUACCUACCGUGAUCCUACCGGUGUAGAACGAACAUGGGAGUCAGCGGAGCGGCAGACACGUCCGGCAAAUUGCGAAAUCGACGGCGUUGGAAUCGUGACUAUUCUCAACAAAUCGACAGGACCAGAGCUUCUUCUCCAGAAACAGUAUCGUCCUCCCAUCGAUAAAGUGGUAAUUGAAGUUCCGGCCGGUCUCAUUGAUGCAGGUGAGACGGUGGAAGAAUGUGCCGUGCGCGAACUCAAAGAGGAAACCGGCUAUGUGGGAGUGGCUGAACAAACAAGUACUGUGAUGUACAAUGAUCCCGGAUUUUGUAACACUAGUCUCAACAUGGUUCAUGUCCGGGUAGAUAUGUCCCUGCCGGAGAACCAAAACCCGAAGCCAGAGCUCGAAGAAAAUGAAUUCAUCGAAUGCUUCACAGUGCCGCUAGCCUCGCUAUUCAAAGAAAUGAAGAAUCUGGAGGCUGAAGGCUACGCUAUUGAUGCCCGUGUAGGAACAAUAGCGGAAGGUAUCGAAAUUGCACAGAAGUGGAAACUGUAGGUUUGAGCAGCUGAGAUCCCAAGCGUCUUUCAUGCCUCGUUUCUAGAUAAAGUUUAGCGCCGUUAGACAGGUUAAUUUGAAGCGCAUGCUGGUAUCCAUUCAAUAUUCUGCUGAAAGCCCUAUGAUGACGCGAUGACUCGGACACGAGGGGAAGGCCCCAAUCUAAGUCAUAUUCUCCCCUCCUCUUUGAGUCCUUUAUACAACGCCCACGAUGCGAGUGUCUUUCCGUCCCGCAAACCCGCUUUCCACAACUCCUUGAGAGGGACCACUUUCAACGUGAUCUUCUCCCCAUCCUGGCGUAGACCGGUCAACCUCCCCUGCAGGCUUUCGAUAUCCUUACGCGGCAUGCGCUUC